Molecule: messenger RNA, 1729 nt
Organism: Phacochoerus africanus (Common warthog)
Lineage: Eukaryota; Metazoa; Chordata; Mammalia; Artiodactyla; Suidae
Gene: NGB
Product: neuroglobin
Exons: 4
Coding region: 239-694 (151 amino acids)
Molecular function (GO): oxygen binding; heme binding
Source: RefSeq, a predicted model, not a curated record
CGCGGGGCGCCGGGCGCAGCGGCCGGAGCAGGGUCCCCGGAAGCGCCAGCAGGCCGGGCGGGCGGGGGCGCCUCCACCUGGGUGGGGAAGGAGCCAUUGCCGGACCCCGCCUGGCCCAGGCGCAGGGGCUGUAGGGGGUGCCGAAUGCCCGCGUCGCCCCGGUGAUGGCGCGGCACGUGCGGUGACGGUGCCUGCGCCUCGAGGGUCCCUGCCUUGCGCCCCGCGUCCCCGGGUGAGCAUGGAGCGCCCGGAGCAUGAGCUGAUCCGGCAGAGCUGGCGGGCGGUGAGCCGCAGCCCGCUGGAGCACGGCACCGUGCUCUUCGCCAGGCUGUUUGACCUGGAGCCGGACCUGCUGCCCCUCUUCCAGUACAACUGCCGCCAGUUCUCCAGCCCAGAGGACUGCCUCUCUUCCCCCGAGUUCCUGGACCACAUCAGGAAGGUGAUGCUUGUGAUUGAUGCUGCAGUGACUAACGUGGAGGACCUGUCCUCGCUGGAGGAGUACCUUGCCGGCCUGGGCAGGAAGCACCGGGCAGUGGGUGUGAAGCUCAGCUCCUUCUCGGCGGUGGGUGAGUCCCUGCUGUACAUGCUGGAGAAGUGCCUCGGCCCCACCUUCACACCAGCCACGCGGGCCGCCUGGAGCCAGCUCUACGGGGCCGUGGUACAGGCCAUGAGUCGGGGCUGGAAUGGCGAGUAAGAGGAGGCCCUACCCAGCAGUCUCCCCGGGGAGGCCCCCGACUGUCUGUGUCUGUCUGUUGGUCUGUGUCUGUUGUAGCCCGGCUCCCCUGGGCCUCCCUGCAUCGUGGUCCUUGUCCCCUUGGCCGCACCAGAGAGGCGAUGAGCAGGCCUGGGCCUCAGUCCCGCUCACCCCCACCUGCAGACAGGAUGGCUCUUCCUUUAGAAAGGAGCUGCUGGAUUUCCUUGAAUUUCCCAUCGCUUCCUCCCUGCUGGCUUUCUUUCCCCUCUGGCUCCCCUCUUUGGCCAGAAGGAGGAGCGGCAGUGUUUUGGUGGCAGAGGUGGCAUGGGCCCCAGGAGGUUCAGGGCUUUGAGAGAAUGGGCUCUUCUGUCACCCUCCCUUCCCAGGUGAGCCUGGGCCAAGGCCAGGGAGCAGGGCACCUGUGCUUCGGGCGCCUUCCCAGCCGGCCUGCCUUCAGUGCUCCUUCUCUCCCAGGGGCCUUUGCUUUCCACAAGGAAAGAGACAGGAUAGCUUCAGCCUUCACCGUGGAAUCACAGGCAGUGGGGGCAGGUGACCAGGAGACCUGCUGAGGAAAGGAGAGGUGACCUGGCUCUGUGAUCUGGGUCUCCGGGGCCCACUCAGAUGCCACCCGACAGAGCAGUGUUUUUUGGUAAUGUCCUGCGGGAGCUCCCCUAUUAUUGCUCUGUAGGAACCAGUUAGCCAGCCGGGCUGGGGCAGGGCAGCUGAUGGCCAAGAAAGGAGGGAGCUGCAUUCCAGAGAGACCCGAGUCCCCGUGGCUCUUCCUCACCCCUGACCCCAGCGGCCCCUGAGUCUUCUUGUCCCCCAAUCCUUUCUGCCUCUGCCCCCAGGGACUGUAGGCCCGCAGCUCCCGUAUUUAAUACCUGCUGUGUGCCUGCCUUAGCUGGGUGGAUAGAAGAGAAAGCAGCAGGAGAGGCCCCCUACCCUCACCCUGAGCUGUCUCUCGUUUUAUCUUUUGCUGUGUGCUGUGGUUGUAUAAACUUAUGAGGAAUAAACCUGUUCCACGUGCCUCUCUGA